ACAGAGGACCACCGCAGGCCCACAGCCACACACCAGCACCAUGCGAGAGUUCAAAAGCAAGGCGUUCUGGAGGGCCGUUCUGGCCGAGCUGGUGGGCAUGACCCUCUUCAUUUACCUCAGCAUCUCCACAGCCAUCGGGAACAAAAACAACGCCAACCCGGACCAGGAGGUGAAGGUCUCGCUGGCCUUUGGACUGGCCAUUGCUACACUGGCCCAGAGUUUAGGCCACAUUAGCGGAGCCCACCUGAACCCUGCCGUCACUCUGGGCAUGCUUGCCAGCUGCCAGAUCAGCGUCUUCAAGGCAGUCAUGUACAUUGUGGCUCAGAUGCUGGGCUCAGCGCUGGCCAGUGGCAUCGUGUAUGGAGCUCGGCCAAGCACCACUAAUGCACUAGGGGUCAAUGCUCUUAACGGCGUCACGCCCAGCCAAGGCGUUGGUAUUGAGCUCCUGGCAACCUUCCAGCUGGUGCUGUGUGUCAUUGCAGUCACUGAUAAAAGGCGGCGUGAUGUCACCGGCUCUGCACCGUUGGCCAUUGGCCUCUCGGUCUGCUUGGGACACUUGGCAGCUAUCAGCUACACAGGGUGUGGCAUCAACCCCGCGCGCUCCUUCGGUCCAGCUUUGAUCAUGAAUGAUUUUACAAACCACUGGGUGUACUGGGUGGGCCCGAUGUGCGGAGGCGUGGCGGCCGCUCUCAUCUAUGACUUCCUCCUUUAUCCCAAAUUUGACGACUUCCCCGAGCGCAUGAAGGUCCUCGUCAGCGGCCCGGUGGGAGACUACGACGUCAACGGAGCCGAGGACAUGACCGCUGUGGAGAUGUCGUCGAAGUAGGUGCCGCGUAAGCACCGCCGCGUUAAUGUAAAGUACCUAUAGAUGCUUGUCUAUACUCCUGUACGAAAGCCAUCGAAUAUACCUUAGGGUGUCAGCAAAUGUAUGACUUUUUAAAUUACCGAUCAAGACUCCUUUUGUGGUAACGGGUCAGUCAGUAUGUCGUUCUAACUCGCUCAUUCAGUCGACCGCGCACCGUUUCGUGCCCAGUCGCCACUCGAGCAAACACACGUUGAUUUGUGAUAAUCCCGACAGAGCAGCUCCUUGUUUUGAAUGAUCCUCCGUAUCAGUAUUCUAUGUGAAGCCAUGUGUUUUUGUAUACAUAUUUCUAAGUACCUGUAUGACUUUUUAUUACUGAUGUAUAUUGUAUUACAUGUGUAAACUCUUGGAUUGCCUAUCACUUUUGUAAGUAAUAAAACAAAGGUUCUUGACACAUGCCUCCCUCGGCACUCUACUGUUAUAGUUUUCCAUAUAAAUACAGAUUAUAUAUU
Molecule: messenger RNA, 1314 nt
Organism: Lampris incognitus (smalleye Pacific opah)
Lineage: Eukaryota; Metazoa; Chordata; Actinopteri; Lampriformes; Lampridae
Product: aquaporin FA-CHIP-like
Exons: 4
Coding region: 41-826 (261 amino acids)
Biological process (GO): carbon dioxide transmembrane transport; hyperosmotic response; renal water transport
Cellular component (GO): membrane
Molecular function (GO): water channel activity; ammonium channel activity; glycerol transmembrane transporter activity
Source: RefSeq, a predicted model, not a curated record